AUGAAUCGCCUGUUUGGAGCGAAGAGCACGGCGCCGAAGCCGACGCUCAACCAGGCCAUUACCACGGUCGAUACGCGUAUAGAGUCUAUCGAUGUAAAGCUUGCAAAGCUCAACGCCGAGCUAUCUGCCUACCAGCAGAAAAUCGCCCGCAUGCGCGACGGACCUGGCAAGACGGCGCUCAAGCAAAAGGCCCUCAAGGUCCUGCAGCAGCGCAAGAUGUACGACGCCCAGCGCGACCAGCUGCAGCAGCAGUCGUGGAACAUGGAGCAGGCAGGCAUGAUGCAGGACAACCUCAAGAACACAAUGACCACCGUCGACGCCAUGAAGACCACCACCAAAGAGCUCAAGAAGCAGUAUGGCAAGAUCAACAUCGACAAGAUCGAGCAGUUGCAGGACGAGAUGGCGGAUCUGAUGGACAUGGGCAACGACAUACAGGAGAGCAUAAGUCGAAGCUACGAGGUGCCUGAGGACGUGGACGAGGCCGAGCUGGAUGCUGAGCUCGAGGCGCUCGGCGAGGAGGUAGAGUUUGAGGGCAUUGGCGAGUCAAGUAGCACACCGGCCUUUCUGCUCGACGAUGCUGCCCCGCCACAGUUCAUCGAUGAGCCGCCGGAGCACAGCAAGGUCAAGGAGGUUGCCGGUUGA
Molecule: messenger RNA, 642 nt
Organism: Paraphaeosphaeria sporulosa
Lineage: Eukaryota; Fungi; Ascomycota; Dothideomycetes; Pleosporales; Didymosphaeriaceae
Product: charged multivesicular body protein-like protein 5
Exons: 2
Coding region: 1-642 (213 amino acids)
Biological process (GO): vesicle budding from membrane; late endosome to vacuole transport via multivesicular body sorting pathway
Cellular component (GO): multivesicular body
Source: RefSeq, a predicted model, not a curated record